CACAAGCAAUAUGGCGCAUGUUUUCAUUUAGUUGCUUUUUCACUAUCAUUCAAUGAAUUUAUAUCGUUCGGUAUGGGUACCAAAUGAAGUAAUAUACCGAUUUAACGCCAAUAUGUCAGAGAGCGAGGACGAAACGCGUCAGCGACUUAAGGCGGCCGUACAUUACACGGUCGGCCGGAUGUGCCACAAAUUGGGCGAGGAACACCGCAGAGAGUUUAGCCGACAAGUGGUAGCGGCCAUAGCCGAGACAGCCUUCAGACAAUGCGAUAUAUUUGCUAAAGACUUAGAAGCAUUUGCAAAACAUGCUAAAAGAUGCACUGUGUCAGCAGAGGACGUAAAACUUUUGGCACGUCGCAGCACCGCACUGUCUGUGCACAUACAGAGAAAAAGUGAAGAAGUGGAACAAGUGCAGAAGGCUUUGAAAAAGAAGAGGAAGAGUAAAGAAACUGACAAGAGCAGAGAAUAAGACACAGGCACUUCUGUUAUCUUCAUUCUUGCCCCAAACAUUCUAAUAAACAUGUCAACAUGGAAAAAAUU
Molecule: messenger RNA, 537 nt
Organism: Phyllopteryx taeniolatus (common seadragon)
Lineage: Eukaryota; Metazoa; Chordata; Actinopteri; Syngnathiformes; Syngnathidae
Gene: cenps
Product: centromere protein S
Exons: 5
Coding region: 53-466 (137 amino acids)
Biological process (GO): replication fork processing; resolution of meiotic recombination intermediates
Cellular component (GO): Fanconi anaemia nuclear complex; FANCM-MHF complex
Molecular function (GO): protein heterodimerization activity; chromatin binding
Source: RefSeq, a predicted model, not a curated record